GUGAGGGAACAGCCCGCUCACUCUGCAGGUCAGCCCGGCUGCAGCAUGAAGAAGCUGGAUCUGGAUGAUCAGUCCUCUCCUCCUCUGGUGUUUAAUGGAAGUCUGUUGGAGUGAAGCCUCCAGCUGUCAGGAGAAGCUGCAGGUCUGUGAUGGCUGCUGUCAGGAUCCUCUGCUCUCUGGUGGGGCUGGUGGUCUCGGCUGGGGGCUCUCCUCUCAGAGAGCAGGACCUUCAGCCGGUGGAGGGGUUUCUGGAGAAGUAUGGCUACCUUCAUGAAGAGGAUCAUAUGCACAGUGCCAAUGAAGUCAAGACAGCCGUCAGGGAAUUUCAGUGGCUGUCCCAUCUGCCAGUCACUGGACAGGUGGACAGUGCCACCCUGGUGAAGAUGGCCUCACCACGCUGCGGAGUAAAGGACAGGGGAACUCAUGAAGCCUGGGCACAAAGGGUCAACUCCGUUUUCACAGGCCAAAGCCAUAAGCAGCACCUCCGCAAGAAGCGUUACACUCGACCAGGAGAGAAGUGGUACAAGCGACACUUGACUUACCGCAUCGUGAACUGGCCCCGGCACCUCUCGCAGGGUCCCGUACGGCUGGCUGUUCAGACAGCCUUCCAGCUUUGGAGCAACGUGUCCGGACUGGUCUUCCAGGAGGUCAGCCAGGGUCCCACAGACAUCAGACUGGCUUUUUAUGAGGGAGAGCACAAUGAUGGAACAAGCAAUGCAUUUGAUGGCCCAGGCGGAGCCCUGGCCCAUGCUUUUUUCCCAUGCCGGGGCGAGGCUCACUUUGACAAGGCGGAGCGCUGGACCCUGAAUGGCCACAAAGGACAUAACCUUUUCCUGGUCACCGCCCACGAGAUCGGCCACACGCUGGGAUUGGAGCACUCACCUGUCCGUCAUGCUCUUAUGUCACCCUACUACAAGAAGCUGGGGCGCAAUCUACUGCUUAGCUGGGACGACAUUACAGCUGUGCAACAGUUAUAUGGUAAGCCAUCUGGAGGUGCAGUGGUCCAGUUGCCAGGCCAGGUUCUAAGCUGGGCCAUGCAGGACUGGGAACUUGCUGAGGAACCUAAAAGCAUGUCUGCUCAGCCACACUAUUGCCAGGGCCUGUUUGAUGCCAUCACAAUGGAUGGGAAUGGAACAGUGCUCAUCUUCAGAGGUGGAUUGUUUUGGACGGUGUCAUCUGAGGGGAACGUAAGCUCUCCACUUCCUCUUCAGCAGCACUGGCCUCAUCUACCAUUCACCAUCGACGCUGCUGCCUUCUCCCCUUUGGAUGGAAAGCUGUACUUUUUCAAAGGUAAGCGAAUGUGGCGGUACUCCGGCCCUGACCUGGACCCAGGCUUCCCCAGGAAAAGCAGCGAGUCUGGCCUCCCUCGCCACCCAGACUGUGCCCUCUACUACAGACCUCUGGGCCGCAUGGUUCUCUUUAAAGGCUCACGUUACUUUGUGCUGAAUCUGAAGACUCUUCGAUCUGAGCCCUAUUACCCCCGCAGCCUGGCAGACUGGAAGGGGCUGCCUAAAGGGGCUAACGGGGCGCUGACCAGGCCAGACGGACAUAUUUAUUUCUUCAGAGAGCAGAAGUACUGGAGGUUCGACCCUGGAAAAGUGAGGGUCACUGGGACCGGACAGUGGGCAGAGACACUGGAGUGGACCGGCUGCCACAGAACUGCUUUAGAACAGACUAAUGACACACUGUGACCUGCAGAGGGAGCCUGUGAGGAGAGACUUGAGGGGUGGGAUUAGAACCAGCACAAUGACAGAAAAUAAAAUUAAAAUUAAAAAGAUAUUAAUCUAAGCUGAUUUAAAAUGUGGUUAAAUAAUUAAUUUAAAUAUUUUUUGGCGAAUUUUGUUUAAAACAAACAAAGAAAAAAACUUUGCAUUAAAAAAACUAAACUAACUUUGUUUUCUUGUGCAGAAAUGGAAAAUGGUUCAGGUUCAGGGCAAAAAAACAUGUCGAGCUUCUCUAAUAAUCUCAAACCACAUGGUUCUGAGGUCUCCAGGCAAUCCUGGGCAGGAAUUUUACUUUCUGGACCUGAAUCUUCUGCCUGUGUUUAACUGUUUAUAAUCUGUGACUGAGAAAAGAGGGCCAUGUGCAAUUCAAUAAAAACAAUGAGUGUG
Messenger RNA from Astyanax mexicanus (Mexican tetra), 2111 nucleotides. It is a transcript of the gene mmp28, whose product is annotated as matrix metallopeptidase 28. Gene Ontology annotation, biological process: collagen catabolic process; extracellular matrix organization; proteolysis. The record is from RefSeq and is a predicted model, not a curated record. The coding region runs from base 150 to 1691 and encodes 513 amino acids. Gene Ontology annotation, cellular component: extracellular matrix. NCBI's taxonomy places the organism in Eukaryota, Metazoa, Chordata, Actinopteri, Characiformes, Acestrorhamphidae. Gene Ontology annotation, molecular function: zinc ion binding; metalloendopeptidase activity. The transcript is spliced from 8 exons.